AAACAAGUGUGCAACGAUAUGGGUCGGCGGCUGACUGUGCUGGGGGAGGCGUGGGCUCAGGGGAAGCUGUCAGCCCCGGUGAGGAAGAGGAUGAGCCUCCUGGUGCAAGAGCUCCAGCAACAGCACUGGGAUGCAGCUGACGAGAUCCACCGCUCCCUGAUGGUGGACCACAUCAACGAGGUCAGCCAGUGGCUGGGGGGGGUCAAGCACCUGAUCGCCCAGAUGAGGAGCCUACCUGCUGCAGAGCCAGCUGCGGCAACAGAUGGCAGCGCCGAGGCCACGCCUGGCCAGGAGGAGCCCUGA
Molecule: messenger RNA, 303 nt
Organism: Eurypyga helias (sunbittern)
Lineage: Eukaryota; Metazoa; Chordata; Aves; Eurypygiformes; Eurypygidae
Gene: SRA1
Product: steroid receptor RNA activator 1
Exons: 2
Biological process (GO): regulation of transcription by RNA polymerase II
Cellular component (GO): nucleus
Source: RefSeq, a predicted model, not a curated record